UCCAAGCAUUAUGUAUCAUCGAAAUAAUACAAAGUUCAACUGCCUCGACCGUAGAAAGUCGACUUCUACUAGAAGCGUCCAUCUAGAACAUAUUCGCCCUGAGAUGGCUGAACAUCAUGCUCAGGCCGCAGCUAUGCAGGCAUUUACAAGGGCUAAGGAGCGUUCGUCUGUCGAGGCAACAUUGUGGCCACCACCACGAAACAACGAUUCGACCGACAUUGAUAGCUACGACGGUACUCCUGAAAGGGGCCGUACUGGCUCUGUCAUUAGACGCCAACAAAGUGUUCGCUUCGUGCGGGACAGGGCUCCACGAAGUAUGGAAGGUUGUAUAGCCACCGAUAAUAUGACGCUCGAUUCCAACACGAAUAUCAUGAAAGCAAGAGUUGGCAUGGAUAUUAUCGAGCCUCGACCAAUGGCUAGUGCCUCCGCUGCGGGAAUGGCUUCUGCCGCUAAAGGCACAGCAGGCGACUACAUCAAUGCUCUCUUCACGGGCCAAGAGUAUUACACACCGGAAGAUGACUUCGCAUCAGCCCCUUCAUCAUAUCGCAAGAUUCGAAAAUCUAGGUCAAUGUUUACAUGCUCGGAGGCAAGCGUGACCUCUAGAAACCAGGUCCGGACUCCUACUUCAGCGGCAGUAAGCCAAUUACCUCCUUCAUCAGUGAGCUCGGUGAACAUGGGUGGAGAGGGCAGCAUGCGCUCAGUAAGACUCAAAGCUCCGAAGUCUAUGUCAUUCUUGAGAGGACGUCGUGAUCAACCAAUGUUGUCCUUUAAGCGUCGUGGUAGCGUCCCUAUCUCACCAAUCAUUGACGAGAGUGCUGGAUAUUCUGGCAAUAAGGAUAAGCCUACGAGAUAUCAGCCAUCGUCUUUUCUUCGUUCGAAGUCUGGUAACACGGACAAAUUCCUUAGAAAGAGCAUGAGAGAUAUCAGCAAUGACACCAUACUAAUCAAUGGGAAAAUACCGAAAGACGGCAGUUUGAGAAACCGAGCUCGGAAAGUGUCGAAUAAUUUCAAACAUAAAUUGAAAAGUUUGUUCAGUUUGGUUAAGGGGGAUACUGAUAAGGAGGCGUUCCCUCCUCAGCAAAUUGAGGCGUCGAAAUCACACAUUACGGAUGACGAUUAUAUGAGAAUUAACGAGUUCCAAUUCGACUCCAGGAGCGAUGACGCUGCCAUUUCUCGUGUCCCAUCCGGAGUACCAUCCCUACAUGCAGUUCCUUCAUAUCAGCAACUUCGUUCACGGCAGGGCAGCGUUGAGAGCCUCAGAAGUGAAAGACGAGCCUCUGAUGAACGAUCUAGAGUAACAAGCUGGUCGAAUUCAGACACCAACACCAUCAACACUCUGAGUAGUCGUAAGGGGGAAUGGGAACGGCAGCGCCUAUCUGUCAUAAAAGAGAAUGGCAUGCAUGUCUCUUCAUCGUCGGCAAGAUAUCCCGGUGUUGCCCAUUUCGCGAAUAUAAAUACCAGUCCCCGCUCCUUACCGCCGCCCAUACCAACACAGCCAGCAACGGUUAACAGCCAAAGGAUAUAUUCAGCACUCAUGAAGAGGCUAAAUGAUACGAACAAACAUUCAAAGGAACACGAACUGAAGAAGAAAAAGAGUGUUGAUGAUUUUAUCUCUGCGACAGUCGUACCCCUAAGAGGUAGCUCCCAACACUAUGAAGGUCGAGGACCCAAUUCACCAUCAACUAUCCGCCAUGUCGUUUCCGAUGGUCUAUCUAACACAUCGUCAACGAGAACGAUUAAGAGAAAACCCGUUGCGAGUAGUAGAAAAGUUAAGCCAGAACCAAGUAAAUCUCCCUCUCAUGCCGAAAAAAGUCCAACAAAACCGGGAAUCCCAUCCUCAAAAUCGAUGCCGAUAGGAGAUGAAUCCAGUAAGGCUAUGGAUAUAGAUUCUUGGAAAACUUCUAUACCACGUAUCGAAGAACCUACACCACCGGCAAGAACCCUGUCGACUCGAAGUUCGGCAUUCUUCGCUAGUCCUACGUGUCAUCUUUUCCGCACAAAAAGCCCAUAUAGACGUGCUCUUCAAGAUUCAAUCAGAACGGAGUCCCAAAACACACAACUUAGGUCCCCCGAAUACAACCCUUGGAUGCGUUCCCUAACCGGUCUUCAAAUCCGGUGCCCAAGCACAUGUGAUUCCGAGAUGGACGUGAAAAUGCAGUAUGCCGAAAGUGUGUAUUCUUCUACGGAAGACUUAGGGGGAUCUUCGAUUAAUCCAUCAAGCGCGGUCGACAAAUUCCCUAAUCCUCCAAACAAUAACCAUGGGGAUGCCACGAUAUUCCUUAGUCCCCCCGUCUACCGCCCAACACCACCUUCCAUAACCAAACAUAGGGUUACUUCAUCCACAAGCUCUGUGGAAUGGAAAUCCUGGCUCUCUGCCAACGUCUCCAAACUCGAAGGCACGCCUGACCGCGUCAACGCCGGAGCCCUCCAGUAUACAGUCCCGAGAACGAUUGCGACAACCCGAUCCUUAGGGCAUGUCCGAGAAAAGGCACAAAUCAAUGGCGACGAGGACGAGGACGACGAUCAGCCGCACUCGUCCUUCCACUUUCCCUCGAACAUAGAAGUGUACAAGCCUACGCGUCCAGAACCAGAUACCGCGCUCUCAACCAUUGAACAAAACGCAAUUCCUAUCCUGCACACUACCCCACCGACUCAAACCCAGACCCAGGCCACAAGACCCGCUUUGCAGAAGAAAAAGAGCACAUCUCCAAUCCUACACGAUAGCAACUAUAAAGAAAAUGAGGACCCCUCGCGCUUCACAGUGACGCAGAUUAGGAACUCGCUGUGCGCCACGCCCUCACUAGGCAGCAUGCAAUCGCCUUCAAUCCGGGACGCAAACCCUGCGUCUGAGCCGACCGUAAAGGGGCCAUUUGACUCUAUCCGUCGGAAAAGCCUCGCACACAAGGCGUCCACUAAUACGCUCGCGGGCAAUUCUACACAUAAAUUGGUAAGGCGACAACAGGGCUCUAACGCGAAGAAAUACGUUACGCCGACGCCGAGCCCGGGACCUAAAGCUGCGGCAGACAAGAUGGGUGGGUCAACGGGUUCGAGACGUAGGUUUAUGCUAGCGACGACGAGGGGGGCGGAGAAUGUCAGCCCGAAAGAUGUUGAGGCUAGGAAUUUUAGUGUUGAUGCUGAGGAGACGGAUUUAGGGGUCGGGCCUCAGACUAUGGGGAGUAGGAAGAUGGUAGAUUUGUUCUUGAGUAGCAGGCGUAAGCGCAUGACUAGUGAUGAGGAGGGGAAUGUAUUUAUGUGAGUUUUUCGUUACGGAGUGUUGGUGACGGUUGAACUUGGACUAAGUGCGAUGUUUGAGUUGCUGUGGUUUGUUGUAUGGAGUG
Messenger RNA from Annulohypoxylon maeteangense, 3338 nucleotides. RefSeq lists its product as uncharacterized. Bases 11 to 3256 code for a protein of 1081 amino acids. The transcript has a single exon. The record is from RefSeq and is a predicted model, not a curated record. Lineage: Eukaryota; Fungi; Ascomycota; Sordariomycetes; Xylariales; Hypoxylaceae.